AUGGCGCCCACCGGACUCACCUUCAAGGACGUUCAGACAUGGGCACUCCGCGACUUCCCUGAACAAUUCAGACAGCUUCCCGAUGCGAAAGCGUUCCAUGUACAGUUCAACAUCGUCCGUGGGUACAACCACGACAACGACUUCAAGAGCCUUGUGAUAGGCAGCACCCGCACCAAGACCGGAAAACCAGCCGACGUACUCGCGUGGCUAGCAGGCAGCCGUAUACAGCUCGGAUACAUCGGUAAGAACCGGAAAGGGGAGCAACAAAUUCGUCACAUGGUCUUCGCCGAAGAGAACAUCUCGUGGUGGAGGUUCAAGUUCCCGUUCAGUGUCAUCCUGCCGACCCAAGGCGGAACAGAAAUUGCUUGUUUCAACGCCAUGUUACGUUACUACUUCCUCGCCAAUGGUUGGAGCAAAGGCGUGAUCGACGACUCGGAUGUCUUCCACAGAUUCGUAUCUAGAUUUCCUCACGCUUGUCGGGCUAUUGCAAACGCGAUUACGCAGAGACCAGAACCGGUUCCGACCCCAUCCGUUACGGUCUUCCCACCAGGAGCUGGUAGUGUGCUGGCCGCACCAGCAAACUACCAGUUCCACUCUUGUGGAGACCAGAUCGUGGCACUCGAUGAAGCGAACGAUGCCGACGAGCGAGACGGCUCUGGACUGCGAAAUAAGCUUUUCGAUCUCAACAUCCGGCUUAUGAUCGCGGAAGGUCUCGCUCGGGAUGCUGAGAUCGCAGCGCGGACAGCUCAGGAAGAAGCACAACUCUGGAGGAAAAGGUAUGAAGAAGCCGAGUCAUACAGAAUCAAAUAUGAGGAGAUGAGGAGCCACUUUGGACUGCCGGAGUAG
This is a messenger RNA of Alternaria triticimaculans, 846 nucleotides long. RefSeq lists its product as uncharacterized. NCBI's taxonomy places the organism in Eukaryota, Fungi, Ascomycota, Dothideomycetes, Pleosporales, Pleosporaceae. The record is from RefSeq and is a predicted model, not a curated record. The transcript has 2 exons. The coding region runs from base 1 to 846 and encodes 281 amino acids.